AUGUUUGUGAAGACACAAUAUGUACUAUGGUCUGCAGAUCCCACUGAAACCACCGAUAUAGCCCACUGGUGCCAAGCAGACCUCAUCAUGCGCGACUAUGAGGUGUACACGAGCGCAGCAGUCUCGAUCAUCGUUCUCUAUAGCAUCGCCUCUAUCGCACGUCAAUACGCACGGCUGAAGCACAUCAGGGGCCCCUCAAGCGCAGUAUUUACCAAAUGGUGGCUUGUGCGCGCCCUACGUAGUGGCAGGGUGCAUCUUGAAUUCUACGAGGCCUACCAGAAAUAUGGUAAGUUUGGGACCCAUGCCGCUUCUGAAGGACAGCAAACGUCCAACAUUGCAGGAUCUCUUGUACGUGUCGGGCCGAGGGAUCUGAUCACGAGCGACCCAGACCUCAUGAAGCAUAUGCUCGGCGUGCGUACCAAAUACAGGCGGUCGGAUUGGUACGAUGCCAUGAGGCUCGAUCCCGGCAGGGAUAAUGUAUUGUCCAUGAGGGACGAGGCGUUACACGCCCAGCUUCGAUCCCGGAUGGCUGCUGGAUGCUCCGGCAAAGAAGUUGAGAACCUCGAAGGAAAAGUGGACGAGAACAUUCUUCGUCUUAUCGAUCUAGUCGAUCGCUAUGUUUCCGAGAACAAGGCUUUCGACUUCGGUCUGAAAGCGCAAUAUUUCACCCUCGACGUCAUCUCGGACCUUACUUUUGGUGAGCCGUUUGGCGAUGUGGCUUCCGACUCGGACGUCCAUGAGUACAUCCGCACAUCGGAGCAGAACAUGCCAAACGUCGUGCUGGCAGCAGUCCUGCCUUGGCUCCUGGCCCUGCUCUCUUCGCCCUUGCUUCGGUGUCUAUUACCUUCUGACAAGGAUGCCAUAGGGUUCGGAAAGACGAUCGGUCUAGCUGGAUCCGAUACAACGGCGACCGCCAUUCGCGCGAUGCUCCUUCACAUCAUCACGAGCCCCCGAGUAUCCACCGCUCUUCGUGAGGAGAUCGAGUUGGCUAAGCCGUCGUGGCCCGUGAUCACAGAAGCAGAAGCGCGUAGCAUGCCGUACCUGCAAGCUGUGAUCAAGGAAGGGCUUCGGAUCUUCCCACCUCUCGUGGGCCAGAUGUCUAAGGAAGUCCCCAAAGGCGGAGACACGUUCAAGGGGUCCCACUUGCCGGAGGGAACCCGGAUCGGAUACGGCGCAUGGGCCAUCUUCCAUCGUACCGAUCUGUGGGGGCCAGAUACGCACGAGUUCCGGCCAGAGCGGUAG
Messenger RNA from Colletotrichum lupini, 1242 nucleotides. RefSeq names its product cytochrome P450. Gene Ontology annotation, molecular function: heme binding; iron ion binding; oxidoreductase activity, acting on paired donors, with incorporation or reduction of molecular oxygen. The transcript has 4 exons. The record is from RefSeq and is a predicted model, not a curated record. Lineage: Eukaryota; Fungi; Ascomycota; Sordariomycetes; Glomerellales; Glomerellaceae. The coding region runs from base 1 to 1242 and encodes 413 amino acids.